AUGUCAAAGUUUCCAGAAGUACAAGGUGGAGGUUCGUUGAUACUCGCUUGGCAAAUUAAAGACAAGCACGUGCUAGUCGUAGGUGGCGGAGAGGUUGCUGCAGGACGCAUCCUCCACGCUCUCAAUGCCGAUGCCCGGGUCACUGUUGUUUGUCCGGCCUCUGGACUAAACGAAGAAGUGGCCUUCAGAGUGAAAGAAAAGCAAGUCACACAUGUUGAUCGAAACUUUGAGCCAUCCGACCUCGAUAAUGUGGACAUGGUCCUCUGUGCCAUCGACGACCCAGAGGCUUCAACACAAGUCUGGAAACUCUGCAAGGAGAGGCGAAUUAUUGCCAACAUCGCUGAUGUCCCGCCCGAAUGCGAUUUUUAUUUUGGGAGUGUUCACCGCGAUGGGCCAUUGCAGGUCAUGGUCAGCACAAACGGGAACGGGCCCAAGCUAGCUAGUAUUGUGCGCAAAAAGAUCGCGGAGACUUUGCCAGCGAACAUGGGGGCAGCCAUUGAGAAUGUGGGAAAGCUACGGAAGAAACUCCGGGAGGUUGCGCCGCAUCCUGACCAAGGCCCCAAGAGAAUGAAAUGGAUGUCUGGUGUCUGCGAAACAUGGACCCUCGAUGAGCUUGUACAGAUGACCGAAAAGGAUAUGGACAGCGUAUUAUCCUUUUACGAGUCGGGUAAGAUCCCAACUGUAGAGGAAGUACAGAAUAAAUAA
Messenger RNA from Penicillium egyptiacum, 705 nucleotides. The record is from the annotation of a GenBank genome assembly. NCBI's taxonomy places the organism in Eukaryota, Fungi, Ascomycota, Eurotiomycetes, Eurotiales, Aspergillaceae.